CUAUCAUUUUUUACUGUUGUGAGGUCUGGAUAACUCCUUUAAAGACAGUUCCUCUCUCUGUGCGAGGUGAAGAUGUUGAGAUUAAGAGUGAACACUUAACAAAAGCCUCAAAACGCCUGUGGCUUCAACACGGUGGCAAGAAAACAAAGACUGUCGCCCCCUCAGGUGGACUGCAGGCGGUCUUUUUACCGAGAGCCCCACACCAUCUACAUUGUUACAAUCCUCCCAUUUCCUGCAACACAACACUUCCAUGUCUCUCGUGAAGGGUAUGCUGUCUUAUCGCUUCACAGUGGAUCGUACCUGCUGCCUGGGGAUUGACAACGAUGGAAAUAUAAAGAGCGAAUAUGAGAGGGGUUCGCCGCAAACUGUCAUUAGGUUGACAGCGAUGGGCUGCUGAUUUGGGAAUCCCAGAGAGCUGGAAGCGCCCAGGAACACCAUGACCGUGUUCAACCAGGAGAAUGUGGAGGAUUAUUACGAGAUUGGAGACGAACUCGGGAGUGGUCAGUUUGCCUUGGUAAAGAAAUGCCGUCAUAAGAACACUGGUGUGGAAUAUGCAGCCAAAUUUAUCAAGAAGCGGCGCAGCAAAUCUAGUCGGCGAGGAGUCUCCAAAGAGGACAUUGAGAGGGAGGUCAGCAUCUUGAGGGAAAUCCAGCACCCAAAUGUCAUCACCCUGCACGAUGUGUUUGAAAACAAGAAUGAGGUCAUUCUCAUCCUGGAGCUUGUGGCAGGUGGGGAACUCUUUGACUUUCUUGCUGAGAAAGAGUCAUUGAGUGAAGAGGAGGCCACCGAGUUCCUCAAGCAGAUCUUGGAUGGAGUCAGUUACCUACACUCAAAACAGAUUGCCCACUUUGACCUGAAGCCGGAGAACAUCAUGCUGUUAAACCGGAGUGUGCCUCACCCACGCAUUAAGCUCAUUGACUUUGGCCUGGCCCACAAGAUCGAUUUUGGCAACGAUUUCAAAAACAUCUUUGGUACCCCGGAGUUUGUAGCUCCAGAAGUGGUAAACUAUGAGCCUCUUGGCCUGGAGGCAGACAUGUGGAGCAUUGGGGUGAUCACUUAUAUUCUGCUUAGUGGUGCCUCACCUUUCCUGGGUGAAAAUAAGCAGGAGACACUUGCUAACGUGUCAGCUGUGGACUACGAGUUUGAUGAGGAGUACUUCAGCAACACCAGUGUUCUGGCCAAAGACUUCAUUGCACGGUUACUGAUCAAAGAUCCAAAAAAAAGAAUGACAAUCCUGGACAGUCUUCAACAUCCCUGGAUCAAGCCAAAGGACACGCUGCAGGCACUGAGUCGUAAGGAAUCAGCUGUGAAUAUGGAGAAAUUUAAGAAGUUUGCUGCCAGAAGAAAGUGGAAGCAAUCGGUGCGUCUCAUCUCUCUGUGUAACCGGCUCUCCCGCUCCUUCCUGUCUAGGAGCAACAUGAGUGUGGCACGCAGUGAUGACACACUGGAUGAGGAGGACUCAUUUGUCAUGAAGGCUAUUAUCCACGCAAUCAACGACGACAAUGUUCCAGGUCUGAAACACCUGCUUGGAUCCCUGACCAGCUAUGAUAUCAAUCAACCUAACAAGCACGGAACCCCUCCUCUCCUAAUCGCCGCGGGCUGUGGAAACGUCCAGAUCAUUGAUGUGCUAAUGAAAAAAGGGGCGGAGAUUCAAGCCUUUGAUAAGACUGGAGCCAACGCUAUCUACUAUGCUGCCCGACAUGGCCAUGUGGGGACCUUGAGAUUCUUGCAUGAAAAGAAGUGCCCUCUGGACAUCCAAGAUAAGUCUGGAGAAACGGCUCUGCAUGUGGCAGCUCGCUAUGGUAACGUGGAUGUGGUCCAAUACCUUUGCAGCAUCCAUGCCAACCCUGACCUACUGGACCGGGAGCAGGAGACACCUCUACACUGUGCAGCAUGGCACGGUUACUCGGCGGUGGCCAGAGUCCUGUGCGAGGCUGGCUGUGAUGUCAACGCCCGGAACCGUGAGGGUGAGAGCCCGUUACUUACCGCUUCCGCCCGCGGCUUCAAGGACAUCGUGGAGUGUCUUCUGGAGCAUGGGGCGGACAUGGAGUCUGCUGAUAAGGACGGUCACAUCGCUCUGCAUCUGGCGGUGAGGAGAUGUCAAAUUGAAGUGGUGAAGUGUCUGCUCAGCCAUCACUGCUAUGUGGACCACCAGGAUCGUCACGGCAACACACCCCUUCACAUCGCCUGCAAGGACGGCAACCUGCCUGUGGUCACGCAGCUCUGUGCUGCUAAAGCCAAUUUGGAUAUUCCUAACAAAUUUGGGAGAACACCUCUUCACCUGGCAGCUAGUAACGGUGGUCUGGAGGUGGUGCGUCAUCUCUGCGUUACAGGAGCAAACACUGAGGCUAUCACUAAUGAUGGAAAGACAGCGGAGGAUCUUGCGACUGCAGAGCAGCAGGAGCAUGUAGCAGUGCUGCUGGCCAAGCUGAAAAAGGACAACCAUAAGAGCGUUUACAUCCAGCAGCUGCGGCCUACACAGACCCCUCAACCUCGUAUCAAACUCAAGCUGUUCGGCCACUCGGGAGCAGGGAAGAGCACUCUGGUGGAGUCUUUGAAAUGUGGCAUCUUACGGAGUUUCUUCAGGAGGAGAAGGACCAGGCUGACCAACCCUGUACGGCACCCAGCCUCACCGGUCACCUCCAAACCUGCAGUGUCUGUCAGUAUCUCUAACCUGUACCCAGGCUGUGAGAAUGUAAGUGUGCGUAGCCGCAGUAUGAUGUUCGAGCCCAGUCUGACUAAAGGAGUGUUGGAAGUCUUCAGUCCUGUUCAUAACUCUCUGUCCACGGCUGACGACACCGCUACCAAAGCCAUCGACAUCCAGAAUGCCAAUGUCAAUGGAGUUGGAGACUUCAGUAUUUGGGAAUUCUCUGGUAAUCCCGUCUACUACUGCUCAUAUGACUACUUCGCUGCGAAUGACGCCACAGGAAUUCAUUUGGUCUUAUUCAGCCUGGAGGAGCCUUAUGAGACUCAACUCAACCAGGUCACAUUCUGGCUCAACUGCCUAAAGGCUCUCAUGCUGCCAGAGGACAACAUCGCCUUUGGAGGGAAGAUCAGGAAUCCACUGCGUGUGGUGCUGGUGGCCACACAUGCUGACAUUGUGAAUCUGCCCCGAUCGUUUGGGGGAGAGUUCAGCUAUGACAAGGAGAGAUCUCUACUUAGGGAAGUCAGGAACAGGUUUGGGAAUGAUCUGCAGAUCGCUGAGAAGCUCUUUGUCAUGGAUGCAGGAGCGUCCAACUCCAAAGACAUGAAGCUGCUGAGAAACCUUCUGUUAGAGCUCCGCAACGCCAUCAUCUCUUCCUGCAGGCCGAUGACUCAGCUGGCAGAGAAGCUGUUGUCCACUCUGCCUUCCUGGCGGAAACUGAAUGGGCCAAACCAGCUGAUGUCAUGGCAACAGUUUGUUGUGGAUGUGCAAGAACAAAUCAACCCUCUAGCCAGUGAAGAGAAUCUGCGGGAACUGGCUUCACAACUUCACAGCAUGGGAGAGAUUAACAUCAUGCAGAGUGAGACUGUCCAGGAUGUUGUCCUGUUAGAUCCUCGCUGGCUCUGUAGUAACGUACUUGGCAAGCUUCUCUCAAUUGAAACCCCCAAAGCGAUCCACCACUACCGAGGCCGCUACCGUGUGGAAGAACUCCAAACCCUUGUCUCUGAAGGUGACAUCGACGAACUUCUCCAAGUGCUCGACGCCAUGGACGUAUGUGCCCGUGACACAGCCAACCCAGGAAUGGUGGACAUCCCCGCCCUGAUACGCACGGGUGGCCUACAGCACACCUGGACUGAUGAGGAAGACAUCGAAGGUGAGGACGCAUUGCUUUACGGUGGAGUGCGCGUGGUCCCUGCGGAGCACUUGGCGCCAUUCCCUUGUGGACUUUUCCAUAAGUUUCAAGUGAACUUAUGCCGGUGGAGCCGGCAACAGAAGCCUGAGGUUGAGGCCGAGGAUGUGAGGUUGUGGAGCGGUGGAGCUCGGGUUGGACUCGGUGGUGCUGAGGCUCUAGUGCUGCUUGUGAACCACGGGCAGGGAAUGGAGGUACAAUUACGUGGACCUGACAUAGAUCCCGGACGGUGCUAUGCUUUGUUGGACACGUUGUGCGGCAUGGCAGAGGGUCUCUUAGCUGCUACGUUACCCGGUUUGCUUACCGCCCGACAUUAUCUAAGCCCUCAGCAGCUGCGGGAACACCACGGCCCUGUCAUGCUCUACCAGCCGAGGGACUUUUUCCGCGCUCAGGCACGAGGUGAGAAUGCGCUGUCGAACACCAUGGGUGGCUAUCGUGAGAGCUUUGUCAGUAUCGUAGCAUUAGGUUGCACCCAGGUCUACAAACAGGGCAGUCUUGGUGGGGAAGUGCCCGUGGCGGAAGUCAGUCACCUGGCUCGACGCAAGCUCUGCCGCUUGCUGGACCCCCCUGAUGCCCUCGGAAAGGACUGGUGCCUGCUCGCCAUGAACUUGGGCCUUAGCGAGCUCGCUGCUAAAUACAGUUCUGGCACCAACGGGACUCCGCCUGCCGACCCUCUUUCCCUUCUCAGCCCCACAGCCACACUCCUGCAAGAGUGGAGCCAACGACCCGAUUCAUCCAUAGGCAUUUUGGUCGCUAAGUUGCGAGAACUUGGCCGUCGGGACGCAGCGGAUUUCCUCCUUAGAGCUGCGCCAGUGUUCCGAGUCAACUUGGAGAUUUUGGGCACCCCACCGGAGCCAUACAGCCCAGUUUGUAAUGGGGGCGGCACGUCCUACAACUCCAUCAGUUCCGUGAUCUCUCGUUAGGACGUCACUGGUGUCUAUAGAGAAACGUGCAAUUAACCAACAAGAGUGGUGUUAAAUCUCAAACUCCCUGGUGUCCUGAGACUGAAGUAUUUGAAUCAGAUACUCUGUUCAUGUCCAUUUUGUUGCCCUUUGCGAUUUCUGAAUGUUCAUCCUCGGUGUCUCUGAAAAGGUGCCUAUGUAACUUUUCCCCUGCAAAUCUUUUAUCGACUGUCUCACAUUCCCAAGGUGAAACUGUAGACGGCCUUUCUCAAAAUGUCCUUAUUGAAUAAAUCUGCAGUUUGCAAUUACUUUUAUAUAAUCAGACAGCUGUUAUAGGGGAAUUACACUAAAUUUGAUGACCGAAUGAUAGAUCACUAAGUGCUUGGCAACAUUAUUUAAUAAAUGACUCAAGCUAUUGAGUGCCUUGAAGAUGGUAAACUGUUGACAAAGAGCCAUCAUGUAGAUUUCAAAAUUGGAUGUGCACCUCUGCAAGUGCUUCAGUGUUUACCUGUCUUUUGAAGCUUUUAAUGAACAUAUCUAUUACGCAACAAUAGAUUAAUGCUUGUUCUCAAACAUAGAAAACUGUGUAGUUUACAUUUACUACCUGAAUGUUUCUUAUUGCAAAGACAGGAUUUUAUUUGACUGAUGAAGCACAAACCAACAUACUAAACAUUCCUUGAAAAGCGAAAAUACAUGGUAAAAUCUGGUUUCUAAAAUCCUUCACAUUUGUCUUAUUCACACUUGUCACAUUCACUUUUGAGAAACUUUACGGUUAUAACUACCUGACAAAUGGAAAUGAUGAAAUAAUCCAGGCACUUACAUGACAAAUAAGAUUUCAUUUUUUAUAUAUAUAAAAAUGAUGUCUGCUUCAGUGUAUUGAUAAGCAUGAUCUUUGUUGCAAUUGUUCCGCUGUUAUAUCAAUAUAUUCUGUUUCACACAUUUACACUGUUGUUGAGUGUUUAAGACAAAUUUAUUUUGAACACUUAGUCAUGUGUAUUCUUUACACUGGAGAAUUUAAAAAAAAAAAAAAUGUCAUAAAAUGUCAACAUUUGCAUUGAAACUGUUAAAAGUGAAGCCAUUCCUCAGUUACAGGAGUACCUGUCUGGUUGUAAUGAAUGUGGUAUACUGGACACAAAUGAACUGUAGAUGGCAGCAAAGACUCUCUGUUACAUCUGAACACAUGCUAUGACUCUUUUGCUCUCCUUUACAUGAGACAGUUGCAGUUUCAUCAUGUUUUUAAUGUCUAAAAAAAAAGAGAACUGUUCCAUAUUAUAUUUUGGGACAGGUCUAUCCUCCAACCCUUCAUCAUUCCCCUUGCAGGCUUAAAAUCACAAACAUUUUUAAAAGGGAAUUGGGCUUAUUUUGUUCUAUCAUUCCAAAAGGCACAUUUUUAUAUUGUGAUUAAGUCUAUGUAUUAUGGAGCUCUUUCUCUGUUUAGCUGUGGUCGAGGUUUAUGAUUUCCCCUCUUAAGACUUCAACAGGGUAAAUCAGAGUGGAAUUUAUCCUGGUGUAUUUAAGACUUGUACAGUCAUCUCUUUGCACAAGACCUUCACAUUAUUUCUCUAUUUAUAUUAUGUUUGCAUGUCUCUGAAUGCCAUGUCCUUAAUACUUCCUUAAACUUUACAGUGUACUACUUUUUUUUUUAUAAUAAAUUGUUUACUCAA
This is a messenger RNA of Ctenopharyngodon idella (grass carp), 6399 nucleotides long. RefSeq names its product death-associated protein kinase 1 (gene dapk1). Gene Ontology annotation, molecular function: ATP binding; protein binding; protein serine/threonine kinase activity. The record is from RefSeq and is a predicted model, not a curated record. The transcript is spliced from 27 exons. Gene Ontology annotation, biological process: positive regulation of apoptotic process; protein phosphorylation; intracellular signal transduction. Gene Ontology annotation, cellular component: nucleus; cytoplasm. Bases 437 to 4756 code for a protein of 1439 amino acids. Lineage: Eukaryota; Metazoa; Chordata; Actinopteri; Cypriniformes; Xenocyprididae.